Adineta ricciae is the source of this 801-nucleotide messenger RNA. Lineage: Eukaryota; Metazoa; Rotifera; Eurotatoria; Adinetida; Adinetidae. The record is from the annotation of a GenBank genome assembly.
AUGUUCAUUUAUCCACACAUGGAUCGUUUAUACGGAACGCAUAAGCCAACCAAUUUUGUUCAGAAGAGUCUUCUGGCUGUUGGCUCAGGUCUUAUGUCGAUCGCAGAUCCAUCGCGAGAUGAUAUGAUUUCAAUUUUCGGUGAAACAACCGGUAAUUUAGCAUUGAGAUCUAUGCGAGAGCAAAUGAUUGUCGAUCCUGAAGGAGAUCGUAUUCUCAAGGAGCGGCCAGUGAUCAAUACAAAAACAGUCAAUUUAGAUUAUUUAAAAUCACUACCGAUUGGAACAUUGGGUAAAGAGUACUCAAAUUUUCUAGUGAAAUAUAAUUUAACUCCGGACGCUCGCCGACCUGUUUCAUUUGUUGACGAUGUUGAAUUAGCUUACAUUAUGCGACGUUAUCGUGAAAUUCAUGAUCUUACUCAUGUUACGCUCGGCAUGCCGAUAAAUAUGUUAGGUGAAGUAACAGUCAAAUGGUUUGAAGGCAUCCAAUAUGGUCUACCUAUGUGUGUGUUAGGUGCAUUUUUUGGACCGAUUCGUUUGGGUCCAAGACACACUGCUAAGUAUCUUCGACUAACAUUACCGUGGAUAGUUCGUACUGCUCGUCAGUCACGUUCAUUCAUGAAUGUGUACUUUGAAAAACAUUGGCAUAAGCCUAUACAAGAAUUUCGUCAUGAACAAAAAUAUGAUUUCUGUUGGUUUGUUAUUAGAUUAUUAAAUAGAACCCGGAAAAUUUCACAAUUUAUCGAGCAUAUUAACUCGGAUCUCUUAGCAUCAUCAUUAUCGUGUAUUAGUCAUUGGCUGUGA